Molecule: messenger RNA, 939 nt
Organism: Fusarium musae
Lineage: Eukaryota; Fungi; Ascomycota; Sordariomycetes; Hypocreales; Nectriaceae
Exons: 2
Coding region: 1-939 (312 amino acids)
Source: RefSeq, a predicted model, not a curated record
AUGCAAACUUCGCCGCCCACGAUCCUCGUUGACUCUCUCCCCAGGGGCCCUAGAGUCACAUUCAAAGACUCUACGUUCUUCGCACGCAAUGGGCCUGAAGCAACCUUUCCAUCUGCUGAUCAAGUCCGAGCCAAGAGUGAAGCUGGCGACCACGUCCUUGAUAGGAAGAAUACUGUUAUCUUUGAAUCGCUUGGCUUAGUCGUCAAAUUCGGCAAAGAGCCUCGCGUCACUGUGGCGGAAGGCCAGUGCCUUUGGUGGUUGUAUCGAUAUCUUCUAAGCGUCUCUGUACCUGAGAUAUAUGGCUGGACCGAAGAUGGAGGAAAAGUAUUCUUGUAUAUGGAGCUGGUCAAAGGCAUGACCUUGGAGAAAAGAUGGGAUUCCUUGAGUAGGGAUGACAAAGUUGGGGUUUGCGAACAAUUGCGACAUAUGGUCAAUGAGUUACGUCGGAUAAAACGCGAUCCAGAGGAUAGGUUUCUUGGACAAAUCAACCGCGGACCACUACAAGAUGUGGCAUUCGCCGACGGAAUCCGACCAAGAGCAGGACCGUUUUCAUCAGUGAAAGAAUUCCAUGACUGGUUUUCUUUCCUGAUAAGACUACAAGCCGCUAGUGGUCCCCACUGGGAAGGUUAUAAGUUUGAGGAUAUACCUGAUCCAUAUCGUCAAUUACUACCUGACGAUCCUGAAGUUGUGUUCACUCAUGCUGACCUUCACCAAAGCAACAUAAUGGUCUCUGAAGGAUCACCUUGCCGUGUUGUCGCUUUGAUAGACUGGCACCAGUCAGGUUGGUAUCCCGAUUACUGGGAGUUUUACAAGGCUGUGUAUACCAACCACUGGGAGUCUGAGUGGGUGCAGGAGUACAUCCCGAUGUUCUUGGAGGAGCCUCGGGAAACCUUUAUUGACGGUAUUGAUAACUAUGCACGCUCAUGGGGGUUUAUGUAG